AAAACAAGAACACUCAAACCAGAAGAAAUUACCGUGCUAAAAAAUGUACCCAAUAAUCCAGAUGAAACUUCUGCCAAGGUCAAGGUACCACCUAAAGCACCCGUAUCAUUUGAUGUACCUUUCAAACAGGAUCCGGCCAUCCCACUGGCUUCUGAAGCCAUCCAAAAGGUCGCUGACCUGGAGAAUGCGCCAGAAACCGAAGAAGACCAGUACGAAUCAGAAUUUGAAUCGUACGAGUCUGAUUUUGAAUCUGGUUCUUCGAAACAAUCUUCAUCAUCAUCGCGAUCCUCAAUGGCCAGUUCAACGAGCGAAAAUGACUCCCAGUCCUCGGACACAGAUUCACCAUGUGAGGAGUGCAAUCAUGAGCUAACUGAGGCUAAUACUCGUAAUGGAAAGGAUCAAAAAUUAGACUCGGGUAACUACGAAAUGAAAUCGAAAAGAUUAUUGAGCCCGGCUAACAGUUCAUCUAUUAUUGCUGGCUUCAAAAAUGACGAUAAUCAACCAGACUCUGGCAUGAAUAGUGGUCAAUUUGAUACACAGCCGUCAGUCAGUUCUAAUUUGCGAAUGAUGCAAAAGCGUCACACUGAUAUAUUGGAGAAAAUUUCACUAAACGACAUGACCUUUGAUUUGCACGAGCAACAACCUGUUCCUUAUGAGUAUUUUGUCACCAACUAUGGACUAGUUCAAGGUACCCUAAACUAUAGCCAAACAGAUACGGACACAACAGUUUCCGAAUCACAAACCGAUUCGAUAUACUCAAAAUCUUGCUGGACUCAACACCCACCCCAAUUUUCUAAACAAACUCUCGCGAAUAUUGACUCGGACUACAAUCAAUAUGUUGCGGAGAAGCACGGCAUAGGUCAAGAAAAUUAUCAACAUUCUAACAUAGCACAUUGCCCAGAUGAAACAGAAUAUGCAAAACUUUUUCAGUCUCUUGACGUAUCUACCAAAGACAGGUGGACUGGAAGUAAAAGGACCCAACGAAGCGUUCCUAGCAUACGCCAGCUUCGGAUGUUUCUUAGAAAGGCUGUUGCAUCUGUUCAGCAUAUUUUAGAAGCAAAAUCGAACAAAAAGUCCGAUCAAUGCAAAUCUAAGACUCUAAUUUUAAGAAACCACCCAAUCAUUUUCAAAAGCUUCGUAACCGGUACUUAUUUUGACCACCAAAAAACUGGACACAUACUUCUUACGGUACAUAGGUGCAUCGAAGAUGAAAGCCCGAAAGUGAGAAGGGAGCGGAGCAACGCCGUCGUUAUGUGGGACACUCGCAAAAGUUAUGCUCAACCAGAGGCAAUCCUUUCAGGUUGGGCCUGCGUGACUUGUGUGCUGCAGAAGGGACGAGCCGUGCUGGCUGGAACAGAAAAUGGAUCGAUACAGCUUUGGGAUUGCCUCGAAUCGGAAUCAGAAAUAGUUCCAAUUCAAAUAGUUACACCUGCGCAUAAAGAAACUACAAACAAUCUGUACGGAAGAAUUGUUACUAUCAAAUCUACCAGCCAGUCUGUUGGGAUCAAGGAAUCUACGGUCGAUAGGAUCAUUACUUUAGAUGAAUAUGGCGUUUUAGUUACGUGGAUGCUCACUGCGACUAUUCAUGGAAACUUCACGGAAAGUGAAGAAAAGCUCAACAGUACCUUUUCCGGGGCUCCGUUUCAAUUGGUGCAACAGAAAAUAUUGAACCUUUCGAAUAGCUUACCCGCAAAGCGGAACAUAGCUAUGAAUAUCUCGCCAAACGACAUCCGUUUCUUUAAAACGGGCAGCUUGGAGGAUCUUUUAAAUACGAAACAUGACGAAUCGAGGGAUGAUUUCUUCUGGGACCACAUGGUGUGCUGUAAGGACAUGGUCGUUCAUGAUCAUAAGGUGGUCAUUCUGUCCAAUUGUGGAAUGCUUGUAGUAAACUACAUUGAGAUGAUAGUUUGCCUCGUUCUUAAAAUUGACGUGUCAAUGUAUUCUACAAUUCAUCAGAACGCUCGAUCCCACGACUAUAUAUUCAUGUGUUCAGUUCCAGAAAAUGCAUUAAAAACACUGAAGAUUGCUAGAUCAACUCAUACCAAUGCAUUAAUUACGCAUGGACUAAAACUGCAAGAAUUGAAACGACAAAAUAGUUUCCUGACAAAGGCUAAGCAGAGUCCAGUUCUGAACAAUAAAUCUUGUGCUAUUCAAAAUAUAGUCAAAAAUGAACGACAAGUUUAUCAUGAAACAGAGAGCCGUAAUGGCAAUUCGACGUUAAAAAUUAGCAUCGGCCAAGACGAUAAACAUACCGAGAAUAUAUUGACGGCUGCCUCAGAAAUAGAUGCCGAAUAUUGCCAUAACGGAACACAUUUUCUCAUGAAUAAUAAAUCAAAGAAUUUCUUAAUCGGCAGAGGCAAAGCUCUAAGUCUGAGCACAGACAAUGCAAUUGUGCUCAUCGAUUUGAGAAAUAAUCAUAUGACAUCUAUAAGCGACAUCACAAAACAAUCUAAAAAUUGCCGUCUCAUAGGUUCAACUGAUACACACGUGAUAUUAUCCUUGGAUGGGCAACUCUCACUUAUGGACGUUUCGGAUUUUUUAUGAAUACCUAGUAUUAAAUAAACUAAACACGUUGUUUUUGUUAAACUAAUCAUUCAUUGCAAAGCUUCGAAAUUAAAAU
Uranotaenia lowii is the source of this 2620-nucleotide messenger RNA. RefSeq lists its product as uncharacterized. Gene Ontology annotation, molecular function: dynein heavy chain binding; dynein light chain binding. Gene Ontology annotation, biological process: intraciliary transport. Gene Ontology annotation, cellular component: cytoplasmic dynein complex. The annotation marks the transcript as partial. Lineage: Eukaryota; Metazoa; Arthropoda; Insecta; Diptera; Culicidae. The record is from RefSeq and is a predicted model, not a curated record. The transcript has 5 exons.